Heterobilharzia americana is the source of this 3033-nucleotide messenger RNA. Lineage: Eukaryota; Metazoa; Platyhelminthes; Trematoda; Strigeidida; Schistosomatidae. The record is from the annotation of a GenBank genome assembly.
AUGGGGAAUGCUCAAGCUUUAGAGAAACAUCAGACUUCAAGUGGUCGAGAUGAGGUAGCAAACGCUGGUGAUGUCAAAGAUUUCGAAACUCGUUGGAAAUCGUUUAUGAAUUCACUUGAUGUAUCAGCUGAACAUAUAAAGCAGAUUGAAUUGUUAGAUGAGAACAAGAAAACGGAGUUGCUAUUCAACUAUGAGUCGAAAAACCCUAGGCGCUCAGCUUUCCACUAUGUUACUCUUUUAAAAGGCAGCAGGAUUGAGUACAUUUGGAAAAAGAAGGUUGAUUGUUCAGCUUUCCGUUCACUUCUCUCUUCCGUCGAAAUUUCAUUGCGCACCAAUAAUGUUGAAUGGGUUUAUGACUUUUUAGAUUAUGAAGGUUUGGAAACACUGGCUGACUUAAUGUUGCAGUGUCUGCACUUUCUGUCUGACCAGGAUGCGUCAUUUGGGCAACGGAAGUAUUGUGGGAGUAAGGCUUCUACCGAAACUUAUCGGGCUCGUUACGAAAUAUCUUGCUCUGCAGAAAUUCCGAACUACAUUCGCAGCAAUAGUAUGAAGUCAACACAGUCAUGUUCAAGUAAUUUAGGCAGUGGAGUUAUGCCCAUGUUGAUACUUCACAAUGGUGGUUCGUUGAAAGGUUGUUCACUUACUCCAACGUUCUUGGAAUUCUUGAAAGACAGUUUGCAUCUAUGUCUCCGUUGCUUGAAGGCCAUAUUGAAUAACCAGAAAGGAUGCAAACGAGCUAUGGAGAAUCCACUCGUUAUCAGUUUACUUACGUUUUGCCUCUUGCAUCCUAAUUACUCGACAAAAACACUUGCGCUGGAUAUUUUGACUGCACUGUGCUUGAUUGAAGGUGGACAUGUGAAAGUUUUGCAAUCAUUCGACAGGUUACGAGUUGUGAUGGGCGAGGGACUAAGAUUUGAACUUCUUCUGGCGGCAUUCAGAUAUCAUGAGUCGCUUGAUGAGGAAAAUUAUAACAUGGAUUUUGCAGUAACUUGUGUGCAGUUCCUCAAUAUCGUUGUUCACUCACCGGAAAAUAUAAAUUUACGAGUAUAUUUACAGUAUGAACUGCAUCUACUUGGCUUCGAUGAUUUAUUAAAACAAAUUCGUGAUCGUUCUGGUUCACGAUUAAAAGUUCAAAUUGAAGCCUAUCUGGAUAAUCGAGUAGAUUGUUCACUAUUAUUAGAAGAUGCUGAAGCUAAAGAAGCCGCUAUAUCAGAACAAGAACGUUUAGAAAAAGAGUUGAAGUUAGAAAUUAGUACAUCUAAGAAAUUGGAAGCAAAUUUUAAGCAUAAAGAAACGGAACUUCUUCAAAUUAUUGAAUCAUUACGUGUAAAAAAGCAUGAAUUAGAAAUUUUUUCUGCUAAUCAUGAAUCAGCAAUGCGUAAACAAAUCACUGAACUUCGUAUUAUGCUACAAUCAGCUCAAUUAGAAAUUAAUGAAUUAAAACAAAAUUUACAUAUUGUUCAAACUACAACAGCAACAAUAAAAUCAUUCAAUUCAAUGUCAACUUCAACAAAUUUUGAAACAUACAAGAUAGCUAAGAGUAAUAAUAAUCAUAAUAAUAAUAGUAAUAAUAAUAAUAAUCUAGUCAAUUUGUCAAAAGUUAAUAAUAUUGAAACUAGUCCAUCUACUGAGCCUACAAUGGUGACACGAUCAAUUUCUGUUGAAGAGAAUUUCUCCAAUAAUCAUAAUGACAAUGAUAGUAGUCAUCAUGAACGACAACAGAGUCAUCAUCAUCGACCUAGUCCAUCUGGAUCAGAGGCUUCAUUGGACAAUAGCCAUAAUACUACUACUACUACUACUAAUAAUAAUAAUAAUAAUCAUCAACAAAAAAUCAAACCGAAUAACUCAAAUCAUGUAACACACAUGUAUCAAAUGGAUUCAAAUUCUUCUAAUAAUUAUAACCAAAGUAAUCAUUAUCAUGAUCAACCACCUGUGAAACCUCAAAGAAAAGGUUUAGAUCAAAAAUCGAAUAACUUAUUUUCUCCAUGUACACCACAAAAUUUAACAUCAUCUAAACACUUAGCUAAUCAAGCAACGAGUUAUUUGAGUGAAUUAUUCAAAUUAGUUUCCAAUUUGGCACAGAAUUCGAAAAUAUCAAGGUCGGCAAAUAUACACGAAGAUGUGUACAAGAAAAAUUCAAUUACAAUUUAUCCUAUUGGUUGGAAAUUCUCUUAUUAUCCUGUUGAUGUAACAAUCUAUGAUGAUGAUAAUAGUAUGAAGAGAGAAACAGUAGAGACUAUAUUCAAUGAUCAUAUCUUUAGAACAUGUUAUUUAGCUAAUAUAUCUAUGAAAGCUGAAGGGAUCUGUACAAAUUCACAAGACUUUUUCACUAUAUAUUCAAAUCAAUUACCGGAAAUAUGGUUGAAUGCAUUGAAUAAAUAUAAAUACUCACAGAAUUUUUUCAACGAAAAUGAUACAUCAAGUAAUUCUUUGCAUUUAAAUCAUACAGUACGUUCAAAACUUGUCAGUGAUUUACAUCAUCUUGGACUAUUAUCAGCAGUUAACAAUGAAACAAAACAAAUUGAUAAUAAUAUUCAUAUGAAUAAUUAUGAAAAUGAUAAUCAUGAUAAUGAUAAUGAUGAUGAUGAUGAUAAUAUUGUCAAUGAGAGUAAAAUAUUAAAGUCUAAAUUAAUUCAAUAUUUAUUGUAUAUAAAUUUAAAUCCUUUAAUUACUCAACGUAUUUUAAAUGAAUUACAUUAUACUUUACAACAUUUAUCCAUAAUAAACAAUAAUAAUAAUAAUGAUAAAAUAAAUAAAAAUUUUAUUGUUAUGAAUUCAUUGACAAUUGAAUUGUUCAAUACAAUGAAUAAAGUGUUAAAAAAGUAUUUUAAUAAAUUAAAUAUAAAAUUACCAACUAUAUUAUUUAAUAAUGAUGAGGACGAUAAUUAUGAAAGUAAUAAUGAAUUACAUCGUUGGUCAUAUAUACAAGCUAUACUACAGAUUAAUCUUAUUAAAUUCACUAUAAUUGAAGAGUUGAAAAUAAUUAAUGAAGCGUAUUACGAUUUCUUACUCUCUGUUGAGUAUUAUCAAUAA